This is a messenger RNA of Fragaria vesca subsp. vesca, 1176 nucleotides long. RefSeq names its product putative clathrin assembly protein At1g25240-like. Lineage: Eukaryota; Viridiplantae; Streptophyta; Magnoliopsida; Rosales; Rosaceae. The record is from RefSeq and is a predicted model, not a curated record. Gene Ontology annotation, molecular function: 1-phosphatidylinositol binding; clathrin heavy chain binding; SNARE binding. The transcript is spliced from 2 exons. Gene Ontology annotation, biological process: vesicle budding from membrane; clathrin coat assembly; clathrin-dependent endocytosis. Bases 1 to 1176 code for a protein of 391 amino acids. Gene Ontology annotation, cellular component: clathrin-coated pit; clathrin-coated vesicle.
AUGAAACUGUGGAAAAAAGCUGCCGGGCUUAUCAAAGACCGGAACAGCAUUUGGGCCGCCUCCAUUUCUCGCCGGACCUCCUACCGCAACCCCGACCUAGAAUCCAUCGUUAUCAAGGCCACCAGCCACGACGAGUUACACGUCGACUAUAAGAACUUCCACCGCGUCUACCAAUGGGUACGUACCUCUCCCAUGUACGUAAAGCCUUUGUUGUAUGCCAUCUCCUCCAGAAUGGAGAAGACAAGGUCUUGGGUGGUGGCGCUUAAAGGCUUGAUGCUCAUGCACGGCAUCUUCUGCUGUAAGAUCCCCGCCGUGCAGAGGAUCGGACGGCUGCCGUUUGAUCUCUCCAACUUCACCGACGGACAUUCCAGGCCGAGCAAGACGUGGGCCUACGACGCCUUCGUGAGGGCGUAUUUUAUUUACUUGGACCAGAGGUCCGCUUUUCUUCAGGAAACUGCGACGUCGGCCGUGGAGGAGCCACCGUUGACUGAGGAGCUUGUGAAGCUGAGGAAAUGGCAGGCAUUGAUGGACAUGUUGCUAGAGAUAAGGCCUAAUCUCGGCACGGCGAAAGUGUAUCUUGUUUUUGAAGCCAUGAUAUGUAUUUUGACGGAGAUAUUCGACAUGUACAGCAGAAUAUGCAAGGGAAUAGCUCGAGUUCUGCUGAGGAUUUACGCUGCGCCGGGGAAGGAGGAGGCGCAAAUGGCGCUUGCGGUGGUUCAGAAGGCGGCGAUGCAAGGACAGGAGCUGGAAAUGUACCUUGAAUUCUGCAGGGAUUUGGGUGCUCUUGGAUCUUCGGAGUGCCCUAAAGUAAAGCAGAUUCCUGAGGAAGAUAUUAAAGACCUAGAAAGAAUAAUACGGGAAGCUGGGGAUGAUGCGGUGAAGGAAAAGAGGGAGGAGAUUGUAGAGAAAGAAAGCGAUGGUGGUGAUUUGUUGAUUGUUGGUGAUGAUCAUCAUGAUAAGAGGACGACGAAGAAGAAAGUUUUCAAGACUAUAAUCACAGAUAAAUGGGAGGUGUUUCCUGAAGACGAUAUGAUCAGCUGGGUGAGCACUGGUUAUAACGAUGCCAGUGCUGCAGCUGCAGAUUACAAUAACCCUUUUGCAUCCUCUUCGAAUCUGAUGCCUCAUGUUGCUCCUGCUCAUACUAAGCCUGUUCUUCCGGAUUUGAUUAGUUUCUAA